AUGUCGCGGCGAGGCAGUGAAGAGGACCUGCCAGGCCCCUCCAGAAACCAACCUCAACCUUCGGCAUACCCGCCUCUGAACAGCGGUCUCAUCCCUCGGGAUUACCUAGGCGCGCGAUCCGACAUGGGUGCGCGCCCUGGGCCUCCUGGUUCCCGCCAUAUUUCACCUUCGCCUUUGCACACCACGCUGCCUCAGUCGUUUCGACACGAAGACUCGCCCGUCUCUCAAAGCCCGCUCUCGCCGAGGUCCAGCGCCAACCCAUCUCCUUCCCAGAACCGGUCGCCUAUUUCGCGCCUAGCCAAUGUGCCGUUCCCUGCGCCUCCCUCGAACUCUGCCCACCCUCUCUCCCAGUCACCAGAUAUGACGAGUGUUGAUCCGGCAGCUAUCGCCGUCAGACGCGGCGAUGGAAAUAUUGCCAAACCGCCUGGCGUGGCCGAGCCCGAUCGCUCCGCGUCGUCCUCCGUCAGCUCUGUGCUGUCGGCACCCGGCGAACGUCCAACCCACCGCGUCAUGCCUCGCACCUCCUCGAUCGAUUCCGCGAUCUCUUCUCUGUCCUCUGCCUCCCAGAGAUCGACUUUUGACGCCAAUUCCUUGAGUCCGGCCGACAUUAGCAAUCUGAUAAGUGCUGCUGGCUCCCCGGAGGCUGUGAUUGUGCACCUCCUGAGGGAGAAACACCAGGCCGCCUCGCAGAAUUCACAGCUGUGGAAGUUGGUCGACAAACAACGAACUCUCAUCCUGGGUCUCAACAAGGACCUGGAUCGCACAUUUAAAGAGAAGGAGAAAUAUAAAAAGAAACUCAAAGAGCUCCAGGACGCUGCCCCUCCACUGCCAAGGGUUGAUACUUCGGUACCGCGAACAAUCUUGGCCGCGGAUAACUCCCCUGUCGACCAGGCAAACUCGGUUCCGAGUAGCGAGAGGAAGAGCGAAGAGCGAGAAAUUGAACAGCCAAGAACGGUGGUUCCACCUAUUGCGACAUCCGGGCUUCCUCCCAGAGGAAGCCCGGCAAGUCCUAGCUCAGUGGCAAGCCUUUCAUCCCCGGUCGGAGGCGAUUUACAGAAGCUUCCGCAGCCCAGUCGCAAGCCACCACCGGCGCCCCUGAACCUGCGACAAGGCGACCAUGGCCGCGAAGAAUCAGCGGAUCCUGAUUCCGAUUCCGACUACGGGGAUGUGCAGGACGCGGAUGGAAGAUUGAGCUUGGACCGUGGAAGGAGAAAGACACGUGAAGAAGAUGAUCGGGAUCGUGAGACUGUCCUACAGAAAGAGAUGGGCGCUCGCGGCUCUGUGGGUGCUGCUAAAUUCGAGAUCGAGCACAGCUCUCGGGAUGCCGCCUCUGCCAGCCCAGCGACAGUCCCUCGUGAACUAGCAACAAGAUCGCCACCCAACGUUGGCGCAGCGGGGUCCCUGGGGUCGGUCUUGAAUUCUCGCUCCAACCCUAUGGCAUCGAAUGGACGCUCUAUCGUUUCCAUGCCGAAGAGUCCCGGCUUGCCGCUGAGCCCACGGCCAGAGGACCGGCCCAUCGGCUCUCCCCUCCCCCGGAUGCCCCGAGAUAUGUCAUCUCAGGCAGGAUAUAACCUCUCGGGCAUGCCCAUCUCUCCAAGAGCUGCGAACUACCCCUCCAAUUUUGCACCUGGUGACGCUCAGAUGAUAAGUGGAAGACCUGGCGGUCCAAUCCCAUCGAUCGAUCCGGCCGUCAAGAUAGACAGCCCGAGAUCUCCCCGAUUCCCUGAUAAUACCAUCUACCAGGGACUGGUCUCAGACGAAUAUCCUGGCCUCCUGCUUCCUCCGAAUGCACUUCCGCUCAUUCAAGUUCGAGUGUCCUCUUCGCGGCUACGACCCUCCAGAAAUAGCUAUAUGGCAUCCAAACCUUUGGACGAGGAACCUGUUUUCACUUUGAGUGUCAUCUCCAGAUCCGAGAUGGCAGAACUCUGGCGAGUGGAAAAGGUCAUUGCAUCUCUGCCUCAGUUGGAUCACCAGAUACGACAAUUGGCCACUUUCGCUGGCAGACUGCCUGAUCGCAGCGUUUUCAGUGGUCAUUCCCCUGCCAAAGUUGAUGCGCGCCGCGCCGCACUAAAUGCAUACUUCGACAGUCUUCUGGAUACACCCAUGGAUGAGAAAGCAGCAUUGGUCAUUUGCUACUUCCUCACGAACGACGCCAUUGAACCUCGUGACGAUGAGACGAGCCUCCUGAAAGGUCACGGCCAAGCAAAUCUUGACAUGCCCCGAGGACCAGACGGGAAACCCAGAAAAGAAGGCUAUCUGACCAAGCGAGGCAAGAACUUUGGCGGCUGGAAAGCUCGCUACUUUGUGCUGCAAGGGCCCGAGUUGAAGUAUUUCGAGUCCCCGGGUGGACCCCAUAUGGGUACUAUCAGGCUUCAUCAUGCGCAGAUUGGCAAACAGUCCCAAAAUUCCAGCUGUCAGAGCAAUUCGCCCCCGGGCGCCGAAGAGGACUCCGAGAAUCAAUAUCGCCAUGCGUUCCUUGUCCUGGAGCCGAAGAAGAAAGAUUCAUCAGCGCUUGUCCGCCAUGUGCUUUGCGCUGAAAGUGAUGAGGAGCGUGAUAAGUGGGUCGAUGCGCUGAUGGAGUACGUGGAGCCGCCUUCUUCGGAUAGCGAGAGCCGGGGAAAUGGAUCGUCGAAGGGUCAAUCACAAGCCCAAGCCAAACAUUCAUCGACGGCUGUAUCCAAACCUAAGGGGUUCAACAGCGGAAACAAGCAAUCUGGCCGUGGGGUUGAGAGCCCUGAUCAAGAAGCAGGUGGCUCUGUCCAGGGGUUCAGCUUUGAUGAUACUGUUGCAGCUGAGCCUCCUAUUCUUGGUUCCUCUCUCGAUCAUGCACCUCGAUCUCCACGAAUCCCGGCCGCUCUGUCCACUGACUUCCGAGACUUGAAUCAAUCCGGUGUGGACCCAGGCCUGCAAUCCCCGAAGAUAAUCUCGGGGCCCACCAACGGCACAGUCAUCCAGGAUGUGGGGGCCUGGGGCAAUAAGCCAACGACCACAACCACGUCCGUUAAAGAGAAGAAGCGCAGCAUCUGGGGCUUCCGCACAAGGUCCUCCUUUGAUCUGGCUGCACAGGCCAAUGAGGCAUCCACAGGAACCAAUGCGCAAGCCGAGCGACGAGAGCCUGUCAAGCCUGUAUUUGGUAUUCCCCUGGCGGAGGCUGUACAGGAUUGCGGUCCUCAAGGUGUUGAAGCAGACCUUCCUGCUGUGGUCUACCGUUGCAUCGAAUACCUGCAUGCUAAGGACGCGGCCUUGGAAGAAGGAAUUUUCCGCCUGAGCGGCUCCAAUGUUGUGAUCAAGGCGUUGAAGGAACGGUUCAACAAUGAGGGUGAUGUUAACUUCCUGACGGGGGAUCAAUAUUACGAUGUCCACGCUGUCGCAUCUCUCUUCAAGCAGUACUUGCGCGAGCUCCCGACAACAGUGUUGACUCGAGAACUCCAUCUGGAUUUCCUUCGCGUUCUUGAACUUGAUGAUCGACAGAAGAAGGUCGUCGCUUUCAACGCACUGAUUCACCGGUUGCCAAAGCCGAACCUUUCACUCUUGCGUGCGCUGUCUCUAUUUUUGAUUGAGAUUGUCAACAAUUCGGAUGUGAACAAGAUGACCGUCCGUAACGUGGGCAUUGUCUUUGCUCCCACCCUCAACAUUCCGGCGCCUGUAUUUUCGAUGUUCCUCACCGACUUUGAUAGCAUAUUUGGCGACGCCGGCUCCCGCUCGUCCGCGGUGGAGCUGACUGUAGACCACAGUCUGUCCCCCGAUGAUGUUCGCUCUCCGCGCCACCAGAUGUUCUCGGAUAUACCGACCCCCUCCUAUAACCAGACCUCAUUCCGUGGCCCUGGAGAUGGUUCGGCCAGUCAUGUUGACAACUCCCGUGCUCCGCACGAGACAGGCUUCAUUCCAAUGCAGCCAUCUUAUGAACAAGCUGGUUACAGGAACGAAACCUACAACCAACACCCAGGAGCCUCGGGUCAAUACUCUUCCUUGAAUGGGAUGCUGAUUCCCAGCUCGGACGACACUCGUUCAGCCAAGUCGAAGAGGCGGGAGAGCUCAAUGCUCUUCAUGGAGAGCAGUAUGUGA
This is a messenger RNA of Penicillium canariense, 4065 nucleotides long. Its product is annotated as GTPase-activating protein BEM3. NCBI's taxonomy places the organism in Eukaryota, Fungi, Ascomycota, Eurotiomycetes, Eurotiales, Aspergillaceae. Bases 1 to 4065 code for a protein of 1354 amino acids. The record is from RefSeq and is a predicted model, not a curated record. Gene Ontology annotation, cellular component: cytoplasm. The transcript is spliced from 2 exons. Gene Ontology annotation, biological process: regulation of GTPase activity; signal transduction.